Messenger RNA from Paralichthys olivaceus (Japanese flounder), 2692 nucleotides. RefSeq names its product complement factor B-like. Gene Ontology annotation, cellular component: extracellular exosome; extracellular region; classical-complement-pathway C3/C5 convertase complex. Gene Ontology annotation, biological process: response to bacterium; complement activation; proteolysis. Gene Ontology annotation, molecular function: serine-type endopeptidase activity. NCBI's taxonomy places the organism in Eukaryota, Metazoa, Chordata, Actinopteri, Pleuronectiformes, Paralichthyidae. The record is from RefSeq and is a predicted model, not a curated record.
UAUCUGUGAACGCUGCUGUUCGUUUGGAAAUAAAUGUGCUUCUCAUUAAAAACCCCUCAUUUCCUCCCCAGUUUAGGCUUCAACAUGAAAUUGUCUGUCCACUGGAGCUGGUUUGCUGUUGUUUCCUGUCUCCUCUGCAUGGGAUGUGGGGUUUGGUGUGAUUGCUCAGAGGAGGGCAUGCAGAUGGAAGGAGGUAACUACACACUGACCAAGCAGCUGAGUUGGGGCAGCCUGUUGAUCUACCACUGCUCUGAGGGCUAUUAUCCAUAUCCUGCCCUCAGCCGUGUGUGCCAGCUUGACGGCACCUGGAAACCAAAAGCCAGAUCCAGAUUUUUUUCUCAGAGAUGCAGGAUUAUUGAAUGUCCAGACCCCAACGUGCUGGAGAAUGGGAAUGUCACCCCUCCCCAGGAGAGGUACUUUGUGUAUAAUGAAACCAAAUAUGAUUGCUACUCUGGAUACACAAUGCGAGGCUCGAGCAGGCGUGUUUGCUUACCAAACGGGAAAUGGAGUGGCUCCACUCCCAUCUGUAGCCGUGACUCGGGAGAUAACUGUGCUGAUCCCGGAAUUCCAGCUGGAGCCUCAAGAGCAGGAAACAUGUUAGGAAUUGAUGACACAGUGAAAUACACCUGCAAUGGCAAACUGUUUCUGGUCGGGUCGAAAGAAAGAGUGUGUCAGGAGAACGGCCAGUGGACGGGCAAAGAGCCAGCAUGUUACUACAAACACACCUAUGACACCCCUCUGGAGGUUUCAGAAGCAUUUGGCAGUGCGAUCGAACAAAGCCUUGCCACUUUAGAGCCCCUUGAUGACACACAGGAGGGGAAGAAAAUCAGGAUUUCAAAAAAUGGGACUCUUAAUAUCUAUAUUGCUGUGGAUAUUUCUGAGAGCAUCGAGGAGAAGCAGUUCACUGGUGCAAAGGAUGCUGUCACCAAACUUAUUACAAAGAUUUCAUCCUUUAGUGUGACUCCAAAUUAUGAAGUCCUCUUUUUCUCCGCUGACAUACACGAAGUUGUCGACAUACUUGAGUUCUUGGACGGCAGAAUAGCGCAGGCCGACGGCGUCAAGAAAGCGCUGGAAAAGUUUAAAGUGGGCAACAGAAACACUGCUGGAACAGAUCUGAAUCGCGUCUUCCUCACCUUUCUGGAGAGAAUGGCUAUCAUAAAGGCACGAGUGACAGAGGAGGGGUUUAAGGAACAUCGUCAUGUCCUCAUUGUUUUUACUGAUGGUGCUUAUAACAUGGGCGGCUCCCCUGCUCCCACUGUGGAAAGAAUAAAGAACAUGGUUUACAUGAACCACACCAGUGAACAAGAAACUCAGUCAAGAGAGGAAUUCCUUGACAUUUACAUUUUUGCCAUUGGAGCGGAUAUCUUAGAUGACGACCUGCAGCCGCUCACAACAGGCACCGGUGGCCAGCAUUACUUCAGAAUGAAGGACAUUACGAAUUUGCAGGAGACCUUUGAUGAAAUAAUUGAUGAAAGCGACGUUCAGGGCCUAUGCGGUCUUCACAGGGAUUAUGACACAGCAUUUACCAAAGAAAGCAAGAGGAAAAUGUAUCCAUGGUGGGCGUACAUCGUGGUCCAGAAUCAAGGAACAAGGAAGUGCCUCGGCUCUCUGGUGACCUCCAAGUUUAUUCUGACCGCUGCUCACUGCUUCACGUUUGGCGAUUUACCAGAGCAUGUGACAGUUGAGAUUGAUGAUGGAAACGGCAAGGUAAAACGAGUAAAAACCUUCAUAUUACACCCAAAUUACAAUAUUAAAGCUAAGGAGAAGGAAGGCGUGCAGGAGUUCUAUGACUACGAUAUCGCUCUCAUCCAACUGGAGGAAGAUGUUCGUAUCUCUUCUGCCGUCAGACGUAUUUGCAUUCCUGGCACCCAGGAGACCAGUGACGCUCUGCAAAUGGUCGGUGAAUCUACCCUCAAACAACAAGAGCAGCUUCUGUUGAAAAAUCACCUGGAAAAACUCAGUUUCCUGACAAAGUCGAGAAACUCGCUCGAUGAAAAAGAUGUCCAUGCUAAACUUGGCGAUAAUAGGAACGAAUGUAUCAGACAUGCACUAGCUGCAAAAGGCAUAACCACGGAUAAUCCAAAGGUUGCAGUGACUGAAAACUUCCUGUGCACGGGUGGUCGGAAUCCUUAUAGAGAUCACAUAGCAUGCUCAGGCGACUCUGGAGGAGCUGUGUUCAAGAACUACGAGCAUCGUACAAUACAGGUUGGCGUGGUGAGCUGGGGAACCAAGAAUCUUUGCUCAACGGGAGGUCUCGUAGAGUCAGACGACACCUCCAGAGAUUUCCACAUUAAUCUUUUCAGAGUCGUCCCUUUUCUCAAAUCUGUCCUGGCAAAUGACACACAGGACGAUUAUGCACCAAUUGUGUUUUUGAAGGAUUAAAUUCAUUUAUAUGCUGCAGUUUGGUUCGUUAUUUCAUUUAUAUGAUUUAUUUUUUCAAAAACAUUGGUUAAUGUUAUUUUGCUAGAUGAUCGGCGAUGACUGAAUUCAUCCAACAUUCAAUCAGUAUUUCCUGAGUGUUGGUUCAGAAUAGAAAGAUGCAAAAUUAUAAAAUGUUUGUAUCAAAUACAUGCAUGCAAAUAGCUAUCAGUUAUGUUUUUCAGAACUGUAUCCUGUCUGCACAUUCAUUUAUUCACCAUUUUCAGUGGCCAACCAGUUUGUAAACAACUCAAUAAAUCAGUAUUAACCUGGG